UUCCACCUCUCUCAUCAGCUGCCCCUCCCUCUUCCUCUCUGUCUCUGCUAGGUACAGCAUGUAUGUGAGUGUGUGUGAGCCAGCAGAGCCGCCUGUGUGUUUACAUGUCAGCCUAUCAGUGCUGCCGGAUUUAGCGCAUCUGGAGAGGACGAAGGCAUUUCUCAAAUGCCCCUCAGACAAGGGAUUCUCAUUGCUGCAUGUAUCCCUCUUUCCCGUUUGAAUCUAGCCUGUCUUGAAUCCUGCAUCCCUGUCUCCAUGCUUUCGGAGGCAUUUUGAAUUUCCUUGGCAACAUGGAGCUGCCUGAAUUAGAAUUCUCUGCAUGACAGUCCUGGUAAGCAGUAGGAUGGUGACUGGGGAGGCAGGAGGGCACAGCUACUUGGUGGCGUGCUGGCAGCCCAUCCUGAUCCUGAUGCUGGGCACUGUCCUUUCUGGCUCCACCACUGGUUGUCCCUCUCGAUGUGACUGCAAUGCUCAGGAGCGCUCAGUUGUGUGCCAUCGACGGAGACUGGCAGCUCUUCCUGAGGGAAUUCCCACUGAAACAAGGCUGCUAGAUCUCAGCAAGAACCGUCUGAAAACUCUGGGGCCCGAGGAGUUCAUUAAUUACCCUCAACUGGAGGAGCUGCAACUUAACGAAAACACAAUUUCAUCCAUUGAGCCUGGGGCUUUUAGCAACCUUAUGAACCUUCGUACUCUGGGUUUGCGCAACAACCAGCUAAAGCUCAUUCAGCUGGGGGUGUUCACAGGCCUGACCAACCUCACCCAGCUGGAUAUUAGUGAGAACAAAAUUGUCAUUCUGCUCGACUAUAUGUUCCAGGAGCUGUACAACCUGAGGGCUCUGGAGGUUGGUGACAAUGACCUAGUAUUCAUCUCACCCCGAUCAUUUCAUGGCCUCAGCAACCUUGAAAGCCUCAACAUUGAGGGAUGCAAUCUGGCCUCAGUGCCCACUGAUGCCCUUAGCCAUCUGCAUAACCUGUUGUCACUUCGAUUACGCUAUCUCAAUGUCACUGUCAUAAGGGAUUACUCCUUUAAGAGGCUGUAUCGGCUCAGAGUGCUGGAUAUUUCUCACAUGCCUGCCCUGGACACCAUGACUCAAAAAUCCUUGUUUGGACUCAACCUCACAUCAUUGUCCAUCACAAACUGUAAUCUUACUGUCAUCCCCUACCAAGCCAUCAGUCACCUAAGAUAUCUUCGGUUUUUGAAUCUGUCUUUCAAUCCCAUACUAACUGUGGAAGGGAACCAACUGUUCAAUCUACAGAAGCUCCAGGCUUUUCAUUUGGCUGGUGGGAGAUUAGCUGCCAUUGAGCCCUACUCUUUCCGAGGACUCAACCACCUCCGUGUACUCAAUAUAUCCAGCAAUAGCUUGAGCACCCUGGAGGAGUCGGUCUUCCACUCAGUGGGAAACCUUGAGAUCCUGGCUUUGUAUGACAACCCGUUGGCCUGCGACUGUCGCUUGCUCUGGGUCUUCCGCCGGCGGUGGAGGCUCAACUUUAACAGACAACAGCCCAUGUGUGCUUCACCCGAGGUUGUGCAAGGAAAAGAGUUCAAGGACUUCCCAGACAUCCUCCCUUCUGACUACUUUAUCUGUCAGAAAUCAAAGAUUGUGGAUUAUAAGGUUCAAGAAAGCCAUGUAGAUGAAGGAACUACGGUUCAUUUUGCUUGCCAAGCUGAGGGUGAUCCAAUCCCUGUGAUAAUGUGGCUAUCCCCUAAGAAAGAAUACAUCACCACCAAAACUGUGGGGUCAAGACUUUCUGUGUCUAAUGAGGGCACAUUGGAGGUGCGUUACUCCCAAAUCCAGGAUAACGGCACUUACUUGUGCAUUGCAAGCAAUGCAGCUGGCAAUGACACCAAAGUUGCUCACCUUUUUGUGCAUAGCUACUCCCCCAAUUGGCCCCACCAGCCAAACAAGACAUUUGCCUUCAUUUCCAACCAGCCCAGCGAUGAAGGUGCUAAUGUGACUCGGGCCACAGUUCCAUUUCCGUUUGAUGUAAAGACACUUAUCAUUGCUACCACCAUGGGAUUUAUCUCUUUCCUCGGAGUUGUCCUCUUCUGUCUUGUAAUAUUAUUCCUCUGGAGUAGAGGCAAAGACAAUACUAAGUCAAGUAUAGAGGUUGAAUACGUGCCACGUAAAGAGGAAACAGAGGAGGCCAGUCCAACUGAGGCACCCAUACAAUUCAACAUGAAAAUCAUGUGAACUUCAAAAGGAGGCCACGUAAGCUUACAAACUGCAGUCAGGAUGCAUACUAUCCUCGCUUCAAAUACGUACUCAGUUUAUGAGCGAUAGAAAUUGCACAGCAGCAAACGCAUCUUGACACUAUACCCUAAACCUUUUUUUUUCUUUUUCUUUUUUACUUCAGGGACUGAAUCUUUGAAAGCAAAUGUUGAAUUUCAAAUAUUCAAAUUUCUGUAAAUUUGUAUUGGCAAUUCUCAAUCAGUAUGUUAACAUGCAUAAAAACAACUGUAUUACUGUGUGUAACCAAAUUAAGGUAAUGGUUUGAAUAAAGCACAUGGAUCACAGUAGACAUUUCCCUGAUAACCUGAGAUUACAUUAUAGGUGUGUUACUGUCUGGAAGGAUGUGGAGACUAGCCUGCAGGUAUAAUCUUUCUAUCAGCACAAAAUAACAGAAAGAUGGAUGUACAAAGCACAAUAACCCACUACAACAACCCAAGUUCUGUUACUUGAAAUGCUAAGUUAAAAGCAGUUUCUGUUUUCUUUUGUCCCAUCACAAGCAAUUGACAAGUAUGACACGAGUAUUCAGGGCAUUUUUAGAUAAAUAAAAAAAAGGAAAGAUACAGUCAUAGUUAGAGAAUAAAGAUGUACUUUCAAGAAAGACGUCAUACAAUUACAAACAUAAAGCUAUAUUUUGAGAAAAACAAAUCCUUGUAUUACAAGAAUAAGGUAAUCAUUUUGAGAAUAAGUUUAUAAUAUUCAGAGAACGAAGUCGUGAUGUUUUGGGAGUUGUAAUAUUACCAAAAAGUCAUGUUUUAAAAAACACACAUUUUUGGAUGCUCUGAAAUUAAAAUUUUAGUAUUAAGAAUCAGUUGGAGGGAUAGAGACUGAGUACAGUGGUGUACGUCACGUGUCAGUGAGCAGUGGCCUUUAACUACUUUCCAGCAUUAUUAAAUUGUGUUUUCAUGUUCUCUUAACUUUAAUUUUGUCAAUUGGUCUUCAAUUGUACUGUGUCUAUCAGUUAUAACUGGAGUAUUUCCUUAAUCUGGUGACAAUCGAAUUAUAAGUGGGCAUGUUAACACACUGAAUAAGAAAAAUAAGCCAGUCCUACAAUAUUUGCUCCUUUCUGCCAACAAAGGAAGUUUGUCAUUAAAUGUAUUGACAUGUUCAGCUAUA
Siniperca chuatsi (mandarin fish) is the source of this 3343-nucleotide messenger RNA. RefSeq names its product leucine rich repeat and Ig domain containing 1b (gene lingo1b). NCBI's taxonomy places the organism in Eukaryota, Metazoa, Chordata, Actinopteri, Centrarchiformes, Sinipercidae. The transcript has 2 exons. Gene Ontology annotation, molecular function: protein binding. The record is from RefSeq and is a predicted model, not a curated record. Bases 320 to 2191 code for a protein of 623 amino acids. Gene Ontology annotation, cellular component: extracellular matrix.